This is a messenger RNA of Macrobrachium nipponense, 3590 nucleotides long. RefSeq names its product protein ARV1-like (gene Arv1). Gene Ontology annotation, cellular component: cortical endoplasmic reticulum; Golgi apparatus. The transcript is spliced from 6 exons. The record is from RefSeq and is a predicted model, not a curated record. The coding region runs from base 55 to 768 and encodes 237 amino acids. Gene Ontology annotation, biological process: sterol metabolic process; intracellular sterol transport; regulation of plasma membrane sterol distribution. Lineage: Eukaryota; Metazoa; Arthropoda; Malacostraca; Decapoda; Palaemonidae.
AUCUUCUAAAACGUUGUAAACAGAAUUUGAUUUUAGUCUGCACUCUGGAAAGAAAUGACAGCGGCUAAAGGAAAAGAAUAUAUCUGUAUUAACUGCACAUCGGUAACAAGGGCUAUUUACAAGAAAAGCGAUGGAAAUUUCAUAAAACUGCUUGACUGUGAUAUUUGUGGACAACCAGUUGACCGAUAUGUGGAAUGUGAAAAAAGUAUUAUCUUUAUGGAUUUGGUGCUACAGGAUAUGGCUGCCUACCGACAUAUUCUUUUCAAUGCAGAUGAUUUUACUCCUCAGUUCUACACAAAGUUAGCAUUGUCUCUCAUGCUGAGUGAAGCUUAUGUUCGAUGGGUGGACUUUGCUGAAAAUCUGUCUGUAGGAAAUGGAAUCAGAAAUAAUGAAGUAUAUUUGUACAUAAUGUGCUUAGUAGCUGCUUCAGAAAUUGGAAUGUUUGGAAUAAUAAUCUGGUUAUAUUCUACCCUAAAAUAUUGGAAUAAAGGAAGCAUUCAGAUAUACAAUGCUUGCUUACUGGGGCAGUGUGGUAGGUUAGCUAAUAUUGCAGCCAUAAUUUGGUACCAAAGUUCAAGUCUAAUAUUCCAAGUGCUGAUGCUAGCAUUCGUCCUUGUUUCUAGUAUACAGAGUAUAAGAGCUGCUCUGAAUAUAGGACGUGUUGAAAGCUGCCUUAUCAUAACUACAGCAUUUGUCAUAGGGUACUCAGCUGCUAGAAUCUUAGAGCCUUUAUUAAUAAAUACAUAUCAGUACUAUUAUGGUGUUUAACAUUCUGUAAAUUUGAAACAUUCAGUUACAUAACUUAUCUAUCAUUCUUAUGAUGUAUAGUUACGUACUGAUAAUUUAUAUUGUACAUAAUUUUUAUAAUAUAUACAGUAUUGAUAAUUCAUGUUGUAAUGAUUAUUACAUGUUUUAGACAGUAACACUAAUGAUCUUUAAUUAUAUGCAAAAUAUUUUUUGAAAACUAAAAACAAAGACCAAUAGGACACACCACUUAACGCCUAUUUCUAGCCUGGGCAUAGAGACAAGCAAAAGGAAGGGAGAGAGAUGGCGUUAUCCACAAAAGAAGUGACAGACCUGCCUCUUGAAGGGAGAAAGUUGUUUUGAAGAGCCAGGUAAAACAAAAGAAGGUACAGUAUUCCACUGGGAGUAGAAGGAAAGAGUCAUUGAGUAGUGCAAUUUGAAAAUUACCAAUUUCCAGAUUAAGUGUAGGAUGAGGUAGCCUGAUAGCAAGGCUUCUCCAGGAUACCAUUAACAAUCCUGAUACAGAUAGCAAUAACAACUACAGUAAUUGUAUGAGGUGGAUCAAUCUUUAAAUUUCUCUUGCUUUUUCUAUAUCCAGACACUAAAUAAUUAUCAGAUAUUUUAUUUCAGUAUCAAAAGACAAUGAACUUGACUAUGAACUUAAUCUAUUGUACCUACAAUUUUCACCCCUCAUUUAAAAACAAUCAACCCAUUUGAAAGUACCCUCUAAAAGAACAAGAUUGCUAAGGGCCUCUUCUGCCAGUCUGAGACACAUAAAGCCCUGAUAAACUUCUCAGAGGGAUUUAAAGACAGAAAGAAUCCCUUACUAAUGCCUUUAACUCUGGUGGUGUUACUCUGGCAUGUGAGGUCUGAUUGGCCAACUUUGAAGUGCCAUGAAGCUUAGGCACAGUGUGACAUAAAUAGUAAAAUAUCUACACAACUUUGCAAGACAAGUUUAAAAACUUUCUAAAUUGUAACAAAAACUAUUGCAAAUAACACAAGCUUAGCUUUGCUAGGCCAAAAAUCUAUAAACAUAUAAAACCCACCUUAGUCAACACCUAACUAUGACUAAAGAGAAAAGUCUGAAGAUAAAAAAAAAUAAUUUGUGCUUACUGACAUGGCUUAGCAAAUCACUAGAAAGCGAUAACCACUAACCAAUUUUAAGCUCACAAAAUACCAGACCUCUUUAAUAAAAAAAUAAAUUUCUAUAACAAGCCAAAAGAUGACUAAGAAAGCCAUUGAACUGAAAAUAAAGGUGUACAAACACCUUUUUUUAAGAAAAUCACUACUUACAACUUCUACUGAUGAAUACAAGCAUGCCCAGUUAUUCAGACCAGCAUAUACACAUAUAAAACAGAAAACUUGAAAAUAAUGAUAUCACCACUUCUUGAUAUGAAAGCAUAAAUAUAGCAGAUGACUAAUUUGAGAUUUACUCAAUGAAAUUUUAAGCUAAGAUUUUAUCGGGAGCAAGACUGCAUGUGUUCUUCAUACACCAGCCAUUCAAAAUGAUAAAUUUUUGCUACUAGAUUAGCAAAAAUUUUUCUUUUUUUUUUAUGGCAUAUUCAUAUAUGAAGAGAGACCCUUUUUCUUUUAGGAUGUGUCGAGACAACUGCUACUGCAGGCAAGGUACCGAGUUUGUGGUGAAACAAAAAAAUUAUGUAUGGUUGAUAUGGUUAGCCACUCUUUGCUAGUUACUUUCAUUUCAGGCAGUAAAAAUUUAUUAAUAUUCAGAGAAAUUUCUGAAUCUACCACAGUCCAGUGAUGAAAACCUCCUGGUGCUUAUCAAACCUAAGAUGUUUUCAUCAUCAUUAACUGUAUUACUCUGCACAAGGAAAAGUGAAAAAAAAAAAAAAUACAAUUCCAACUAAAUAUCAAAAGGCAAGUCUGAACACUUUCAAAGGUCUGAGAAUACCUGGAAGCUACUGACCCCGUUGGUAGACAAAAAGUGUUAUUGACAGACUUUGAGGGAGAGUAUGCACAGGUGCCAGCCAACCUAUCCCACCUGACCUUUUUUCUUCUACACAAGGGAGAUAUCUAGAAUUCUGCGAGGCAUUAAGCAGGUUAUGUUAGAGUAAAUGGGUUUGUGGUGAAACAAAUGAUGGGUAUAGUGAUUUACCAAGCUGAAAUGUGGAUGGAUGACUUGAGUAAGUGUAAAUAUAUUUAAAUUUAAUUACUGGUUGCUUUCAGUUACGACUAAGUUGCUAUUUAUUUUCCACAUUUUAGCUGGCUAUUUUUUUAGAACUAUAUGGGUACUAGAAGAACACUAUUGUAUAUAAUAUUUAUUGUUACAUAUACAUAAUUUUUUUAAAUGUAUUUGUUGGCUCAUCAUUGGCAUGAUUUUACUUUACUCUUACUUGGCUUUGUAACUGCUAAAAGUUACUGUUACUGCAUGAAGUGGGUUUGCUUAAUAUUUAUAUACGUAAGCUUUAACCCCUACCUGAUCCUAAGACCAUGCCUUCAUGCAUUCAUAUAUUAUAUUAAAUUACUUUGCUCCUUUUUUAUUCUAAGGUUUACUUUAUAUACCCACUAGAGUAGGUGAUAUUAAUUACAAUAAUGCUGAUAUUUUUGCUGUUUCCCUUCUUUCCUUUAUAUAUUUUCCUUUUACCUACAGAUGAAUUUCAAUUGUGUACCAUACCUUUCAAACUAGUGUUUGGUUUUUCAAUAUCAUGCACAAAGUUAAUUACUGAUUACUACCCAAUAAAGUGUAGCAAUGUAUUACUAUUAUACAUCAAAUUAAAUAUAUAGGCUAGAUCUUUCAAGUCACUGAGUUUUAAAUAUCUUUAAAUUUUUUUUGCUAUGGUCAAAUUUUUUAUUUACCCCCUCCUCCCACACUAUACUUUUUUCCC